This is a messenger RNA of Penaeus indicus, 14922 nucleotides long. RefSeq lists its product as uncharacterized. Gene Ontology annotation, molecular function: lipid carrier activity. The record is from RefSeq and is a predicted model, not a curated record. NCBI's taxonomy places the organism in Eukaryota, Metazoa, Arthropoda, Malacostraca, Decapoda, Penaeidae. The coding region runs from base 46 to 14667 and encodes 4873 amino acids. Gene Ontology annotation, biological process: lipid transport. The transcript is spliced from 11 exons.
UGGAGCUCCGACUAGACCUGUCAUACGACAGUGUGAGUCGACGCCAUGCGUUUCGUGCUCAUCUUCGCUGCCUUGGCCGCGUCCGCCGUUGCAGGGCCGACGGGCCAGCGAUCAACAUGCGCUCUCCACUGCAAUGAUGUUGACAAUUACGCUUAUGAAACGGGCAAAAGUUAUGUUUACGAAUACUCGGUGACGACCUCUACCGCCCUUCUGGAAACCUUCGAGGAUGACGCCCACUUGCACAUCACCGCCAACGUCCACAUCGAUGUCUCUGCCCCCUGCGAGUACAUCCUCAAGUUGACCGACGUCAAUCUUGAUGGCUCGUCUCACGGACCAGAGUUCGCUGCUGCUGUUACCAAGUCUCCCUUGCGCUUCUCCUUCCAAGACGGCCGCGUGGAGAGCAUCUGCAGUGAAGCAUCUGAGCCGGCUUGGGUGCUGAACUUCAAGAGAGGUGUCCUUUCUACCUUCCAGGCCUCCAUGGCCCAUCAGGGUGUUGAGGACAUUAAGGAGACAGACAUCUCUGGUGUUUGCAUGACCCACUACAACGCUACAGUAGAAGGCAGUGUUGUCACCAUUGAUAAGGUCAAGGACUUAGCCACGUGUACUCAGCGACCUGACCUGACCUUCAUCCCCUCUACUGGAUACAUCAGUGACUCUCCAGUCCAGAGCCUCCCAAUCUUUAGAAGCUCAAGCAAGUGUCACCAAAGGGUAGAGGAAGGCCUUCUUAAGACGGCAGAAUGUGAGGAGACCCACGUGUUCCGUCCCUUCUCUAGCGAAAAGGGAGGAGCUGUUACAACUGCCAAGACCACCAUGAUUCUUAUGUCUCAGGAACGACUUACGCCUAUCACAGACUUUGACUUCAAACGCAAUACACUAGCAUUCGAGCACACUCUCGCCCCAGAAGCCCAGCUUGAAGCAGUUGAGGAGAUCUUGAGCAAUCUGGAGAUUGCUUCCAACAGUGAAAUCCUUCCAGAGGUUCCUUCACUAUUUGCCAAACUUGUGUCAUCACUCAAGGAACUGAAUUACCCUCAGCUCAACACUGUUUAUAACAAUGCUAAAGAAACUCACACACGGAAGUUCCUGGUUGAUGCAAUGCCACUGGUGGGAACAGCUGCUUCUUUUGGUGUGGUCAGAGACAUGUUCAUCAAUGGGGAUAUGACGGAGUCUGAGGCUGAUGCGUUCUUCACUUCGCUGGCUUUCUUCAAGAAUCCAACAGCAGAAAUGUUUAUUGCUCUUGCUCCUUUACUCGAGAACAACCCAAGCCAAAAAGCAAUGUUGGGAACUUCUGCUCUCAUCAAUGCCUUCUGCAAAAUCAAUGAAGACUGUGGUGCGGAUUCCAGUGUACAGCAAGUUAUUCGCCGAAUUGAAACACAACUUGGAUCUGGCUGUCGCACAGUGAAUGAAGAAGAGAAAGUCAGGGUACUGGUUGCUCUCAAGGCACUUGGCAAUGCUGGUCGAUGGGUGAAUGCCAACUCAGUCUUAAGACGCUGCUAUACUGAAGAUAAUGACAUGGAAGUGCGAGUGGCUGCUAUAGAGGCAUGGAGGCACACUCCGUGUGAAUAUGACCGAUCUCACCUUUUGGCUGCUUUCCAAGAUGAAAUUCAGGACACAGAGGUUCGCAUUGCUGCCUACCUUGCUCUCAUGACCUGUCCCACUCCAGAGCUGAUCAACACCAUCAAGGACCGUCUCACUUCAGAAGGUGUCAACCAGGUGGGCUCCUUCAUCUGGACUCAUAUGACCAACAUGCAGGAAUCAGCUGCUCCAGAAAAACAGUGGGUUCGGCAAAUGAUUGGCGAGGAACUUCUCCAGAAAAAGUUCAGUACGGAAGCCCUCAAGUUUUCUCGCAACUAUGAAUCCUCUUUCUUCAUGAAUGAAAUCAACACUGGUGCCACAGUUGAAAGCAAUGUUAUCUUCUCCAGCAAGUCCUUCCUGCCACGUUCUGCAAUGCUUAACCUCACCCUCGACCUGUUUGGACAGUCUAUUAACUUCUUUGAGGUUGGUGGCAGAAUUGAAGGUUUUGAAGCUUACAUUGAACGCUUCUUUGGUCCUAGAGGAUAUUAUCCUGAGGAAACCAUUGAAACCAUCCUGAGGAAUAUGCGACAGAAUAAUGACGCUGAUGCCACCACUCUGGAAGGCUUCCUUGACCAGAUGACUGAUGAACCAGAGGGAUCCUACUAUCUCCGAGUCUUUGGCAAUGAGCUUCAUUACCACCACUUCUUUGGACUUGAAAACCUCAUUGAAACAUCCGGUGCUUCUAACCCACUGGAAUUCUUGAUGGAUCUGGCACGUCAGGGAGAUGUUGAUUACACCAAAUCUUACCAGCUAAUCGACACUCACCACACCAUUCCGACCGUAACUGGUUUACCUGUGACCCUCACUGCAAAGGGAACAGCUACCCUUGGACUCAAGAUGAAUGGAAACUUCAAGGCUCGUAGUCUUAAGAAUAUAAACAUCGAAGGGCACCUCCAUCCUUCUGCCGCAGUUCAAAUUGAUGGCGUUAUGCUUGUCGAUGCCCACGUGUCUCGCACUGGAUUGAAGAUGUCUUCCAACCUUCACACCUCCACAUUCCUUGAUGGCAAGCUUCAGAUCAACGGCGGUAAACUAGUCGACGUUGCCUUCAACACACCUAAGGACAAGAUGGAAGUUAUCAAUGUCAAGACCGAGUUCUUCUACCUGGAAGAUGAUCAAGAGGUCCGAAAAGAUGUUGCAAACCUCAUCCAAGAAGAGAGCUGCACUAGUGGAGUCACUGGCAUUGCCUUGUGUGGUGAAUACAACUAUGCUCUAAGCUCGGAAUAUGGCCCAAGCUUCCCCUUCACAGGACCUUUUGCAACAAGUGUUCACUUCAAGAAGACAAACACUCAGACUGGAUAUGUCCUGCGCUACACACAUGAGGAUGAUCAGUUUGUUUUCUUGUUUGAUACCCCAGGAUCCCAAACAGAUCGUAAAGUCUUGCUUACUAUUACUAAGGCUGCUAAAGAAAUCGACUUCGACCUUCACACGCCAUUUAAAUCAGUUCAAGGCAGGGGCGAAUAUCUCUGGCAGAAGAAUAACAAGAACACUAAGCUGUCACUCGUUGUUGAUGGCAACCAACAAUACACAUUGGAGACUGGUCUACGUACAAGCGGAAAAACAGUCAAGACAAUUGUACCAUCCUUCAUUCUCACUUCCCCUGCUGGUCAAGUAUUGAAUAUACAAGGUAACUUCCAGGCCAACACAGAAGCUGCUAAAUACGUUGCAGAUGUUACUGUCUCAGAGCUGACUGCAUCUCCCAUCACUGUACAUGCAUCGUUUGAGGGCGAAAGUAACUCUGUUGCCAUGGACGUUGAUCUGAAAACACCAAUCAUUGACACAUUAAUCAAGAGUGAGUUUGCUUAUGGUGAGAACUUCCUUUCAUCCAAGGUGGAUGCAGAGUACAGAAUUAUGAAAGAGGCCAAACAGACAGUUCACCAUUCUGCCCUUCUUAAGAAGGAACUCACAGAGGACCUCUCCAAGUACACUAUUGUCUUUGACGUCUCCCCAUCACAGUACCCUGGAAUGGCACUAGAGUAUAACCAGAACAUCGUGCUUUCAAAGGGACGCAUGGAAAACAACGCUAAGCUUGUCCAUGGCCUUGCCACAUGGAACGCAAACGAAGUGGUAUCCUACGCCAAUAACAAUGGUCACCGUGAAUUGAACAUCCACUCGACACUGAUUUGCCCACAACAUCAGAUCGAUAUUUCUGGCUCCUAUGCACUGGAGUUCUCUCUAAAUCACCUGAAGAGUGAGUAUCACCUUCGCCUGUCUCCUGGGAGAGAACAGUCCGUCUUAGUAGAAGUCAGUCAUCAGUAUGAUGUCGAAACACUUGGACGCAUCAACGUGCAGUCUGAGAACCUGAAGUCUUCUAUUGAAUUUGUUUUCAGUAAGAUUGCAGCUCGCCACUACAAAGCUCAAGUGACUGGUGGCUUUAAUGAGAAAGAAAUGGCUUUGGAAGGAAACUUUAAGGAUAAUUCUGUGGCCGGUAAAAUCAAUACCAUUGUCGAUGGAUUCUUCAAGACGUCUGACUUCGACUGGAAAUCCAACCUCGGUAUCUAUGCAGACAAGGACAAGGCCAAUGCUAACUUCAAGAUUAAUACCGACGGGAACGAAUACAUGGCCAAGUUUGAGGGCACCCGCACUUCCCUCCUAAUUGAAUCGAACUUCGUCAAACACAUCCUUGUCAAUGCCCAAGUAACCAGUACACAGGAUAUGAAGAAACUACAUGUUGCUGCCGAAUGGGACAAGGAUGUAGAUCCUACAAAAGCUUUCGUCAUUGAUGGACAGUUUACUAAUGGCGAAGUCGGAGUGGCAUUCAGAUAUGGUGAGAGGGAAGUGUCCAUCGUUGGCAAGCUAAUUGACAGUGGUGUGGAGGUGGAAACUAAAUGGGCUGCUGACAAGAGAAUCUUUGUCAAUGUUCACUACUCACUUGGCAAUACUAAGUCGCUGGCAGCUACAGUGCAGACACCAUUCCAAGGUUGGGAAAAACAGGAUGCCACCUUUAGCUUCUCCAUCAAGGAUCAUGAAGUUGAGAGUCGAUUUUCUGCUACAUGGAGAAACACACAACAAAUGGCACUUACUGUCACUGGCAAGGUAGAACCUGGACUCUUCACCAAUGCCCUUUCCACCACAGUAGGAUUCACAAGCACCUUUGAUAACUAUGAGCGUAUCACAUUCUCUCUGGAUCACAACAUGGCCGAUUCCACCAUCAAGACUCACUUGGAGGGUGCCUGGAACCAAGAGAAAAUGGAAGGCAACUUCCAACUCACUCCUAACGCAAAUGGUGUAGAUGCCCGAGCUACCUUCACUUCCCCUGUCACAGAGAACAUCCUUGUGACACUGCAUCAUGAGUUACUCAACAAGCAGUUGUCUACCACAUUCGAAGUGAAAUAUGGACAGGAGAUCUCUACUGCUACUGCCACGGGUCACGUAGACCUCGGUGAUGUGCAUGACAUCGCUCUGGCAUUUAAGGUUGACACCCCAGUUUCUUUGAUCCCUGAGAUAAAUGCCAAUCUUAAAUACUCUCUGAGUGGACAAAGUCUCAACUUGAUAACUGAAGGUAAAAUUGGGGAGAAGAAAAUCAUGCUUAAUGUAGCUGGCCAGAGGACUGUCAGUGGCGACACUACAGACAUUUCUGUAGACGUGCGUUUCAUCACUCCUUUCACCUACCCUCUGACAGCAUCUCUCAAGCACACCCAUGACACAGGGCACUUUACUUCACAGUUCGAGAUGACGAGGAUCUGGUCUACAUAUGGCAGUGUCAAGGUGCAUGCUCAAGGAAACAUGGUCUCCCAGAAUGAUGUAGAAUUCAAAGUUGAUGUUUCUAGCCCAGUAAAUAAGGGCUCAAUCGCCUUCAAGCACACUGUUACUAACACCAAGAUGGAUUCCUCAGUUGAUGUCAUUUUCAACUCUGAACGUAUUCAUGUGUCUGUGGGUGGUCUUCUGGAUGUGUCCAGGAGCUUGGCAAACAUUGAGGCUGAAGUUAAUUCCACUUUCAAUGGCCUAGAUGACAUAAAAGUCCACAUUGAUAGCAAGAAGGAGGGCAACACAAGAACUUCAAACAUAGUCCUCAUGAAGGGAACAAAAUCUAUUGUUAUUGACCAUACUAUUGCCUUCAAUGAUUGGUUCAACUGGGAAAAUUCCUUCAUUGUAAAUGGAGUCUACAAAUUAGACAACAAGCAGAUGCAUGUUGGCUCUCUGUACAAACACCAACUCGAGUACAUGUGGGAUCGCCAAAUUGUGCAAUUCGAGGGCACUUUCGACAAGAAGAUCUCUGGAAAUACCCGUCAGAUUGAUGCUCAAGUCUCUCUCUCCACUCCUUGGACUGAAGACAUGAAACUUGAUCUGCACCACCAAGAUGAUGGUGUUGAAUACAAACCAACCCUUAUCUUUGAGUACAGGCCUGGAAUGAAGAUUGAAUUUGCCUCUGUUCUGAAAUGUGACUCAUCAUUCUUAUACACUGCAUCCACUCUUACAACACCAUUCUGGCAGCAACUGGGAUACAAACUCAACAUUGACUUCCAGCCAAGAAAGACUGUCACUCUUGUCUUAACCCGUGGACCCAACAGAACUACUAUUGACAUCACUGGAAACUUUGAACAAGGAAAGGUAGAUGGUGAGUUGCAUAUUGAUUCUACAUAUCUUACUAAACCAGUUUCUCUGGAAGUGUUCUAUGACAUCAUUUCAGCCGAAAAGAAAGUGAACUUGGUGCUUAACUUUGACAAGAGGUACGAGAUAACAGGAGCCAUUGCUGGUCACCUCAAGCAUGCUAAAUGGUCUCUUAUGUCUGAACUACCUCUUGAAGCUGUACAGAAACUUGGUUUCAGUGGCGAGUACAAUGUUGAAGCCAUGCCCUUCACUGCCAAUACGGUAUUGGUUUUCAACACCCAGAAAUACCAGGUAAAUGGAAAGAUCAAUGUAGAUGAAUUCCAAAUCAAUGUGGAUUUCAAUGGAAAAACUGGAAGUUUGGUCAGCAGUUGGAACUACCAGGAGAGCUAUGGUGAUGUUGAAAUCGACUUCCAAUCACCAUUUACGACACUGGACAAUAUGUCAGUCUCAGGAAUGUAUGACUUCCGUAGUGAAAAGAAAGUGACCCUGAAGAUGAGCCGCAACUCAAAGGAAAUCAACCUGUCAGGGCGACUUGAAGGACAAACCAUUGUUUUUGAAGGCACAACUCCAUUCAGUGGAUGGGAAACCCUUAAGGCCUCAUUCUUCAUUUCCAGUUCUGCUGUUAAAGCCUUUGUGUCCAGGAAUGACCGCAAGAUUGAGGUUACAGGAACACUGCACAUCAGAAACGUCAAGGGAAAGAUUAAUCUCACCAUCAAUACUCCAUAUGUUGGCUAUGAAAGCAUUUCUGUCGACACAAGCUACAGCUUACAGGGCCAAGUGAAAACAGUGGAGUUUGAAGCCAAAUUUGGCUCGCAAGAACUCUCCUUGAAGGGAGACAUCAAGACAAACGACAUUCUAGCUCCUGAGAUGACCCUCAAUAUCAUUACUCCAUUUGAAGCUGUACGAACUCUUGGUGGAGAAGCUCACUGGGACCUGAGAAACCUUGUCAAGACUGCCGAAGUGAAGGCUUUCCGCAAUGAUCGCCACUACCACUGGCAGCUAGAGACAGCUGCUGAUAGUCCCCUAAAGGGUUAUGCCAACUCCAAGAUCACAACUCCCAUUGCUGGAUGGACCACAGUCAGUUUGGAAGGAAACUUUGAUUUCACCUCCAUGCCUUACAGGGCACUUUUUACUUACAAAAAAGAAGGAGUUAUCAGCACAUUUGAAGUACAAGUCAGUGUAGCAGAAAAUGCAGUAUCUGGAGAAAUCACAACACCAAUCUCUGGGUGGGAGAAGAUUGCUUUGAAUGGCGACUAUUCUCUGGCUAACAACCUUUUGACCGGAAAUGUGGAGAUCACCAAGAGUUCUGACAAAUAUCAUCUCCAUGGAGAUAUUGCUUUUAACACUCAGAAGCCUAAGUUGAAUAUUGGCAUCAGGACACCUCUAGCAAAUGCUGCUAAUAUUGAGCUGGAUCUUGAUGCUAAUCUAGUCGAUACAGAAAAGAAUUUCCAUAUUACCUUCAAAAGGAAUGACAUUACUUACUCUGCAGAUUUCACAGGCCAAAUGAUCUACAAAGCAGGAUUCGUGCAGCUGCAUGCAACUUCACCAAUUCCAGGUUUUACAUCCCUGGGUGUUGAUGCUAAAUACGACUUUACUGGAGAUGCGAAAACUGCCGAAGCAAAUCUUAUGAAAGAAGGCAAUAACCAGCAUAUCUCACUGACUUCCACAGUCAAUGACAACAGUUUCCAUGUUGAAGUUGAAACACCAUUUGCUGGUUUUGAAUCUGUGAGGAUGGAUGGUGAUUACACAUACCUCAAUAAUAAACACAGUGUCUCAGCUUCAUUUGAGAAGAAUAGUCAGAAGUAUGACUUCCAUGCUGAGAUUUCACUCAGCACCAACUCUGUUACCCUGACACUGGCAACCCCAAUAGCAGACAUUAAGCAUGUUGUCAUUAAUAGCAAUUACCAGGCUAUUGAGAAUGGAAUGGAAUGCUCCCUUGUUGUUGAAAGAAACCAGGAUAAGUUUGAGUUUGAUGCUCAUGGAUAUUUUACACCCAAGAAAUCAGACCUCCACCUCUCACUGGAGAUGCCUGUUGAAGGCUGGAGGAAGCUAGAGCUGGAUACCCAUUAUGAUGUCAUCUCUGACAAGAAGUCUGCCGAGAUCUCUUUCCAAAGAGAUUCACUGAGGAAAAAGCUGUAUGUUGAGGGAAGCUAUAAUCUGAAAUCUGGAUCUUUUAAGGUUAUGACUCCUAUUGAGGACUUCAGCGUCCUAGGUGCUGAAUAUACAUUAAACCUUGAUGAAUAUAACAAGAAACUGGAUGCUUAUGUAAAGAUCAGUCAAAAUUCCAAUGAAUGGACCUUCGAGGCACAUGGACAAUACAGUGAUGAUAGAAUUGCUAUUAAGUUCCAGACACCAUUUGAGGGCUUUGACAUUAUUGCUGUAGAAGGAAACCUAAACUAUGGAAACAGAUCUGGAAGAGGUGUCAUUCAGUUUGGGUCUUAUACGUUUACCACCAGCAUUUCCUAUGCAAAUGAUAAUAUGUUCUUUGAGCUGACGACUCCCUUUGAUGCAAUCAAGACUUUGUCCCUCUCAGCCCAGUACAGCUGGACUACCAGCCAAAAGAGUGCUACUCUAAACAUCACUUACAAUGACAAGAAUUUCGUUCUCUCCAGUUCUCUGCGGCUCUCUACAAGGGCCUCUGACAUCACCUUCCAGGCCAAAACUCCUUUCAGUGGUUUCCAGAACACCUUCAUUGAAAUUAAGUGUGACAUUGAUAACAGAGAGGAGCUCCUUGCAUUCCGUGCCAAUGCAGAUGACCACAGAUACAGCUUUGUUGUAGGUGGAUUUAUUGAGGAUAAGCUAGCCAUGUUCAAGUGGAACCUUAACUCUCCUUUCAGCGGCUGGACUGAUGCUAAGUUUGUAGCUAAGAUUGAUCUUUCCAAUGAAAAUAAAAACUUGGAAAUCUCCCUUGAGAAAGAAGGAGACCUUAAAGCUAUUGCAGUCUCUGGCAAGUUCAUUGGCAGUACAUUGGACUUUAAUCUGCGAACUCCUUUCAGAGGGCUCAACAAUUUCAAUGUGUUUGGCUCUCUUAACCGGUCCAAGAGGUCUCUUGAAAUGAGAAUGAUGAAUGAUGCAGGAUAUGCAUCUUUGGAUGGCAAUUUCAAUUCCCUCAGAUUCAACAUGAAGACUCCAUUUGAAAGAGCAGAACAGAUCUCCUGGGAGAUCACCAAGACUGGUGAAGGCUCCUACAAGGCUGAAUGGAGGAGGAAUGAUAAUUAUGCAAUACUCACAAUAGAAAAGGACAUAAGUAAGCAAUCCUUUGAUUUGAACAUAAAGAGUGAAUUUCGGGGAUGGGAGAUCUUGGCUCUUACUGGAAGACUGGAUGAAGAGACAAAACAAGCCUACCUCAGUGGAGCCAUCAAUGAACAGAAGAUCACAAUUUCUGGAUCAGGUUCUAUCAGUAACAGAAUGAAAUACAGCAUGACGAUUGAAACUCCCUAUGAAAAUUACAGGGAAGUAAAAGUGCAACUGAAUUAUGCAAAAAGAAAGAACACAAUGAAACUGGAAGCUUCUUCAUCCUCUUCUGAUUUCCACCUUCUGUUUUCAUACUCAGGAUCCGGCAUUGAAGGUCACCUUAUUGUACCUAAUCCACAGGAAAAUACUGAAAUCUCCGUAAAUAUCGCCCUCACUCAAGGAAAAAUAGCCAUAACAUCACGAUUUGAAUUUGUCAGGGACUACCUCCAGGAAUACCAUGUUAAUCUUAAUGAGUAUGGUAUCACUGCUAACCAUAUUAUCAAGCUGAAUGGUCGUGAAGUUUUCAAGAUGGAAUUUGAGAGGAAUGCUCCUGAACAGAAGGGACACCUUGAAAUUCACAUUCAUGUUGCAGAUCGCCACACAACCAUUCACUUCCACCGUGAGGGCUUCAGAAAGCUUAAUUUCCUCUUUAAACGUGAGGUACCCCAGUAUGGCGAGAAACACUUCAAGGUUGACAUAACUGGAUCAGGAGCAUUGCCAGGAAAGGGUGCACUUGAUAUUGUUGUUGAGAACACCUUCCGUGAACCAGCUAGGACCAUCAAUGCACGUGUUGAAGUAGACCGGACUAGUGCCCAAAAGAAAAUUAAGUUAGAGGUUACUCCUAGACCCGAUAGACUAUAUACUUUUAAUCUUGAAUAUAAUGCAGACCUUCAAAGCCCGCAGCAUGGAGACUUCACGUUGAGAAUCACAACUCCUACCCAUUAUGCAGCUCCAUGGAAAAAUAUAUCUGGGAAUUGGAAUGUUGAAAAUCCAAGUGAUGCUACAAUAACUUUCACAAUGGACAAUGUUACUUAUAAUGCCAGAGGAAAACUUACUCUUCGGGAAUCCACCAUGAUACUCUCUUCAACAAAUCCAUCUGCUGAAAACAUUUUCCUCCAGUGGAAAUUUGAACGCAAUGGCAGCAAUAGAGACUACUUCCUUAAGCUUGGCCAUGAGUCCAAAUAUGGAAUGCUGAAGUUGAAAGGAACAAUUAUUGAUAUUGCUCAUGUGGAUAUUGAAGGAGGCUUCAAGGCUGGACCAUUCAUGCCAGACGAGUUCCUGUUUACCUCUAAGUGGGACAAGUCUAACGGUGUAGUCACUGGAGAUGGUACAUUUGAUUAUGGAAACUAUCAUGGUUCCCACCGUCUGGUAAAGUUUGAGCGAAAUGCAGAAAGGAAAUCGGCAUCCUUUGAAUGGUCAGCAACUUCGAAUAUUUCCAAGUACAACUCUGUCUCAGUCUCAGGAAAUUAUGACUUUGACCACAAAGUUGUUAUCUUUGUCCUCAUAAAUGCCGAUGGUAGAGAAUCUAAAAUUGAUGUCAACAUUGCUGAUAUCAACCCCACAAGAUCUCGUAAUACAGCAAUGAUUUCUAUCCCACUCAUAGGAUCUACAUUUGAAAGAACAGAACUCACUGUCAGUCAUGACUUCAGCCAUCCAAACCAAAAAUCUAUCUCAGCUGUUGCCAAGUUUGGUCGCUCAGAAUCCUUCAUUAAAGCCAAGUGGAACCGAAGUGAUGGUUUUGAAACCCUUGAAGGAAAUAUAGAGGCCAAGUCGAGAUUCCUUGGAAAUAUUCUAAUCAACGUCAGGUACGACAUGUCCAAUAUUGCAGAUGCUUAUGCUGAAGUUGACUAUUCAAGAACGACGACGGAUGGCGAUAAAAAAGAAUUUAAACUGAAAUGGACUAGGAAAUCUACUGAUGGCCAUCUUGAAAAUGAAAUGAUCUUUGACUCCAACUUUGAGACCCUGUCACAUGCACGUGCAUAUGCCAAUGCUGAGUAUGGUAACAAUUUCAAAUUGUUAUCUGGGCUGGAUUGGAAUGACAAGGAAAUUAACCUUACUCUCGAAGUUCGGAAAAAUAAAAUUUCAGGAAAGCUUACCACACCAUUUGAAGGAUUUGAAACAAUAGAGGUAGACCUGCAGUAUAAGCUUACUGGUAAGGACAAGUCAGUUAAUGCAACAUAUCAACGGGGAGAUAGGAAGGCUAGCCUCAAUGUGGAGGUGAGCAUGAAGGGCAAAAAAGGAGGUUCCUUUAAUGUUGAUCUCAGCACACCUUUUGAAGUGGUGAAAAACCUUCAUAUUGACGGUCAGUAUGAAAACAAAGUGGCUCAAGUUAAUUAUCAAAGAAACGAUAUUCAAAUGACCUUCAGUGGAAAGGCUAACGUCAAAUCAAGUAAAGCUUCCUUUGACAUUUCAUUCACACCUCCUAGUGGACAAAAUAUCAGGAUAGCUGCUUCAUAUGAUGUACAGGACUUCAUUGCUGGUACAGGAACUGAGGAGAAGGAACUAGCUAGUCUUUCACUUGAGUUUGAAGGUAACUCACUGGACUUCAGCCUUCAUGGCUUCCGCAAUGAUGACAGACUGUACGUGAUGAUUCAUGGGUCUUCCUCCUUCGCAAUGCUCAAGAUGUUCCAUCUCAAAUUAGAUUCUGAACUGAAUACUGAGGCACGGGACGGCACUUUUGAGCUCACUUUCAAUGAUUUUAAAUUCAAUGUAAGCAAUCACUUUGAGAGACGAGAAAACAAUGGUUAUUACUUUAGAAGCAGGAUUGAGUCGACACUCACUCCACUCCCAGCACUGAUCAUUGGUCUUGGGCGUGAAGGUGAAGAACGUAUCAUAACCAUUGGCUACGGAGAGGACAAAGAGAUUACUUUCUCUGUAAAAGGCAAGAACAACUUCCUUUCUGGAUUUUCGGGCAAGGUUGACAUUCCCUCCUUAGGUUAUGAAGGAGUGGAAUAUGAGGUGGAUUACAGCUUCCCAGGUGAUAAUCACCUCCAGAUUCAUGUUGAGAUUGACUUAAACGAAAAUGGGCAAGAAGUGGAGGCAACAUUCUUCCUCGAUUCAGAAGGUAUCAAGGCUCGCCUGACAUCCACUGUGCUGGGUGACCAUUCCCUGCGUGUUCGUCGAUCAGUGUCCCCUGAUGGCUUCUAUGCUGAAGCUGGCCUUGAUGAUUACAGCCUGAAACUACGAGGAGGCUUCAAGAACGAAGAUACUGCACGUGGUGUACAACUGGAAGGAGAAGUAUUUGGUAACAGAUUCCUUAUUGACACCUUGUUCCAGUCUGAAGGAAAGCGAUAUUCUGAGGGUAAACUGAUCAUCCACACUCCAUUCCCUGGCAUGGAAAAGAUGGGUGGCCUAUUCACCUGGUCUAAUGCAAACAAGAAAAUCAUGGCCCAUGCUGAACUCCACCUUCCUUCUUACAUAACACCUACAAUUACUGGUGAGAUCAGCCUAGAUCUUAAAAAGAAGAUCAAUGGGUAUGUCACCCUUGAUGUAGCUGGAGAGGAAUUCACCCUGAAGUGCAAUCUUGCUGGUUCCUCCAUUUCCCAAGGUUAUACAGGCUCGCUUGAAUUCUAUACUCCAUUCCAUGCUGUAUCACAUGUUGUAUUGACCGGUGACAUAAAAAUGCAGGCAUUGUCUUUCCUUGACAUGGAAGUAAAAAUUGACGCACCUUUUGCCACACACGACCUUAAACUGAAAUACCAGCUCACUGCUGACAAAGUCACUGGAGAAGCCUUCCUUGAGUCAACAAGGUUGUAUAACACCAUUCAGCUAAGUCUUAAUAUUGAGGGCCUCAGCACUGGAAAUGUAGAGGUCGACUUGACUGUCAAUGACAACAAGAUUAAUGCACAUUACACUUUGGCUCAAUCCACUUUCAAAUUCGACGUGACAACCAUUAUUUUUAACAAGGAACGCCAGUUCUCCAUUGAAGCCAAGUAUCCAUCUCUGGAAAGCCUCGAGGGUGUAGUUGCUGUUACUCUGGAAGGUGAAAAGCACAUGGUUAGCGGAAGCCUGAACAUCAUUAACAAUCGCAUCCAAGGAGCUCUUGAUUUGGAAUCUGACCUUAUUGAGGGGCCACGGAAGCUGGUGCUCGACGUUUCCAAGCCAAGUGAUUCCUAUAAACAAGCCUCAUUUAAAAUCAUUUUCACUAGCAGUGACCCUCAUUCCUUCUACCUGGAUUUGGAUCUAAGAAGUGGGCUUGCAGCUACUGUAAAGAUUGAUACACCCGUCUUCCCGAAAGUUACCACUACCCUGCAAGUAGCUCCUGCUAUUGCUGGAAUCACCAUCGAGACCCCCAAAGGAACACACAAGGUUCAGCUUAGCUGGCGCCAGACUCGUAGAAUGCCAUCUGACUGGAUUGCUUCCCUAGAGCUGAUCUCUCCGUUGCUGCCUGAGAACUACCUCUUCAGUGUUAACCUUGGAAGUAAACACAUCAUGGCUGAGCUGCAGACAGGAAGCAUAAAGCAUACUCUUGAGGCUAGGACCUCAGUGUCUAACUAUGGUGGAGAUUUGUCUCUCAUGAUUGACACACCUUUUGAAAAUAUCAAUAAAGUUACGCUUGAUGCCUCACUCAACUUCCAGAACAAUGUUGAAAUGUUUAUCACAGCCAAAUUUGCCAACACAGUCAAUUCCUUCCGGUUCAAUCUGGAUAAGGAAAACAGGAAGUUGAUUAGCAUUGUGGAAUCUCCAUACAUCCCAACGGGAAUGGCUGAAGCUGAAGCUAUGCUCACUGGAAAUACAAAUGAGAACAUGCAAAUGAAGAUGGCGCUGAAGAAUGCUGAAGAUACCAUCUCUGGAAUCCUCAAUAUUAAGAUCAAGUCAUCACAGAAUAUCAAUACCAAUCUCAAGAUUAUUACGCCAUUCAAGGGUUACAGGAAAAUGAACUUCGGUGCCCGCUACCUUAAAGAUGAGGUGACCAACAUUUCCGUGUUUGCCGACAAGCCUCUGAAGUUUAAGGCAGAUCUUCAGUUUGGAAACACCGAGGAUGUCGUGACAACCAACUUGGUUGUCGAAACUCCCAUUGAAGACUUCGAGAGGAUCGAGGCUGAAAUGAAGGUUCCCCUGUACAAGUUUGCUCCGAAGGUGAUGCUGACUCUCCCUCACAACCGUUACGGACUUACUGCAGAUUACGGCAGUGACUCUUUCUCUCAGAAGUUAUCUGCUGGCGUGACUUUGAACGAAGAAUCAUAUGACGGAUACUACUCUCUGAGGACAAAGGCACCCUACGAACUGGCUUAUGGCUACAACUUAGCUCAGUUGGCAAGCACGCGAUUCCAUCUUAGAACCGACUCGUCAUUCUUCUCUGUGUUUGCAUAAAUUCCAUGUGAUUUGCUUGAAGACACUGAUAUGUAUUUAUGCGUACUUUACUAACUACAUUAACGGCAUCUAGUCAGAUCGAAACACUUCAUUAUGCUAUAUGACAUGAACAAAACCAUUCCAAAUAAUAUUAAAUAGUUAACAAGGAUGUGAAAUUGUGCCUAAACUCAUCAAUUUUGACAAUUUUACCUUUUUAUGUAUAUAGACAUUCAUGAUUGUGACAUGUAUUAACAAUAAAAAAAUAAACAAAAUACA